CGAUAAACGAUCUCUUACUCUUUGAUGAUCCUCAUCAAUAAAAAAAUGCCAAUUUUAUUUUGGGUUUUUUGCGUUUGCACAAAAAAAUUGACUUUGAAUUUGGGUAGAAUUUGAUUGAAGCAGAUUCUGGGUUGAUUCGUUUUUAGUACAAGACAUUGAUUUUGUCAAAGUUGCCUUCUUAUUUAAAAAAAAAAAAAAUUGAUUUUGUAAGAUUCUUAGAUUAUAUCCCAAAUUUUGAAGAAAGGAUAAAUCUUUUUUUUUUCUUAAGAUUCUUGUGUUGCUGCAAUUUCGUGAUUAAGUCGUUUCGUGUAUCCGUUAAAAGCAGAGAUAAAUCGUGUUUUAGAUCUUACUCUGUUCUAAGUUUUCUCAGGUGAAAGAAUAUAAGCUGCAUUGAGUAUGAGCAAGACUAGGGGUUGGUUUAACAAGAUCUUCAAAGGCUCUAACCAGAGGCUCCCCGUGGGGACUGAGCAUUAUCAAAAUGGUUAUUACGACAAUUAUCCCAAUGUGCAUUCUGAGCCAAGUGCAGAUACAGAUGCUGAUCCUAAGCAGGAACCAUCUACUUCUGAGGAUACAUGGAAUGACCAGGAAAAUGAAGAAAUAGACCGUGCAAUUGCAUUGUCUCUUCUAGAAGAGAAUCAAGGACCAGAGACAAAUACAGGCGCCGGGAAAUACGCAAUGGUGGAUGAAGAUGAGCAACUUGCUAGAGCCAUAGAAGAAAGUAUGAUAGUUAGGAAUGGAAGUAAUUUUGAUAUUGGUAAUGCAUAUGGUGGGGCUGGAGAUUUCUACGGGAGUGGACAUAUGCAUGGAGGAGGAAAUGUAUAUGCGAAUGGAGAUAUUUACUAUCCAAGACCUAUUGCUUUUUCAACGGACUUCAGGAUAUGUGCUGGCUGCAAUAUGGAGAUUGGUCAUGGAAGAUAUCUGAAUUGCCUCAAUGCACUAUGGCAUCCACAAUGUUUUCGAUGUUACGGUUGCAGUCACCCGAUCUCUGAGUGCGAGUUCUCAACGUCUGGGAACUACCCUUUUCACAAAGCUUGUUACAGGGAGAGAUAUCAUCCAAAAUGUGAUGUCUGCAGCUUCUUUAUUCCAACAAACCAUGCUGGUCUAAUUGAAUAUAGGGCACAUCCCUUUUGGGUCCAGAAGUAUUGCCCUUCUCACGAACACGAUGCUACUCCUAGAUGUUGCAGUUGUGAAAGAAUGGAACCACGGAACACAGCAUAUGUUGAACUUAACGAUGGACGGAAACUUUGCCUAGAGUGUCUAGACUCUGCAGUGAUGGACACUUUUCAAUGCCAACCUCUGUACUUGCAGAUACAAGAAUUCUAUGAAGGACUUAACAUGAAGGUUGAGCAGGAUGUGCCACUUCUCUUAGUUGAGAGACAAGCACUUAAUGAAGCCAGAGAAGGUGAAAAGAAUGGACACUAUCACAUGCCAGAGACAAGAGGACUCUGUCUUUCAGAAGAGCAAACUGUUAGCACUGUAAGAAAGAGAUCAAAGCAUGGCACAGGAAAGUGGGCUGGGAACAUGAUUACAGAGCGUUUCAAGCUAACACGUCGUUGCGAGGUUACUGCCAUUCUCAUUUUAUUUGGGCUCCCAAGGCUACUCACUGGUUCAAUUCUAGCUCAUGAGAUGAUGCACGCGUGGAUGCGGCUCAAAGGUUUCCGGACACUGAGCCAAGAUGUUGAAGAAGGAAUAUGUCAAGUGAUGGCUCAUAAGUGGUUAGAAGCAGAGUUAGCUACUGGUUCAAGUAACAGCAACGCUGCAUCAUCUUCAUCUUCUUCUAGAGGAGUCAAGAAGGGACCAAGAUCACAGUACGAGAGGAAGCUUGGUGAGUUUUUCAAGCACCAGAUAGAGUCUGAUGCUUCUCCGGUUUAUGGAGAUGGGUUUAGGGCUGGGAGGUUAGCGGUUCACAAGUAUGGUUUGGUAAAAACACUUGAGCAUAUACAGAUGACUGGGAGAUUCCCGGUUUAAGAACUCAAAAGUCUUUUACUUUUUCUAUUGUUUUUUUGAAAUUAAAUUAUAGGAUUCCUUUUGGUAGAUUGGUAUUAUAUGCUCUUAUUCUUUUGUGAAAAUAUGAAAUUUCUCGACCAUACUCUCAUGUGAUUGUAUUUAUAGUGUAAUUAUUCAUUG
Molecule: messenger RNA, 2127 nt
Organism: Eruca vesicaria subsp. sativa (arugula)
Lineage: Eukaryota; Viridiplantae; Streptophyta; Magnoliopsida; Brassicales; Brassicaceae
Source: the annotation of a GenBank genome assembly